Molecule: messenger RNA, 491 nt
Organism: Drosophila busckii
Lineage: Eukaryota; Metazoa; Arthropoda; Insecta; Diptera; Drosophilidae
Exons: 2
Coding region: 14-322 (102 amino acids)
Source: RefSeq, a predicted model, not a curated record
CAUUGGAGCAAGAAUGUCGCUGCUGCCGCAAAGCGUGCGCUACUCGCGACUGCUGGGCCACAAUCGCUUGUAUGAGCUCACACCCAGUGUAGCAACUGUUGCUGGCGAUUUGGACGACUCUGCGCUCGGCUAUUAUGAGAAAUUCAAUCUGAGCUGGCGCGCGCAGUUCUCGAGUCCUGCGCUAGCGCGUCAUAGCAUUGGCAGCGAGUUUAUGCUGGCGGGCAAGCGGCAGCGAUCUUCGCCUUAUGGCACCAUGGACGAUAUCGAUGCGGAGAACAGUCAAAAUGGUUGGUCUUGUCUGUUCAAUCGUUGUCGCCUCUAAGCGCCGACUGAAGCGCGUGCCCCAAACAGUUGUUGCCUUUAUAGUCUCACACACACGCACACACACACACAAACACACUCUGAGAUGUCAUUGGAAUAAAUUGUGCAUUACAUGUUUGUUUGUUGCCAACACACACUCAAAGUUUGUUAAGUUCAAAUUGCGCUGAAGG